Diutina rugosa is the source of this 978-nucleotide messenger RNA. Its product is annotated as 25S rRNA (uracil2843-N3)-methyltransferase. NCBI's taxonomy places the organism in Eukaryota, Fungi, Ascomycota, Pichiomycetes, Serinales, Debaryomycetaceae. Bases 1 to 978 code for a protein of 325 amino acids. The record is from RefSeq and is a predicted model, not a curated record. The transcript has a single exon.
AUGAGUAACCGCCGAGCUCAAAAAUACCGUGAGCGUCAAGAAUUACGACAGCAGAUUGAAGAAGAAGAGGAAGCCGAAGUGCCCUCCGUAACUUCUUCAAACGAGCAUCUCCCCUUCGCCAGUGAAGAAUGCAUCGAACCAGAGAAGGUUAUCGAAAUGUUCAAGACGUGUCUUGCUGACAUUUUGGAGAGCGAAGAUCUUCAAGAUGUAAUUCAAGAGGUCAAAGGCGAUUUAUACCGUCGUGAUUACCUUGUAGCUUUUGACGACGAUGAAAAACGAUACGCCUACGCCCUGCGAUGGACUCCCUCCCGAGCAAUUGCGUACGCCUCUUUGUUUGGAAGCCUUGAACAGAUCACAGAGUUGUUCAAGAGUAACGACGGACAGCGUAAGGCUCUAUGUGUUGGUGGUGGUGCUGCCGGCGAACUUGUAGGUCUUGGAGCUGUCUAUGCCAGACAGAAACAGCUUAACCCCCAAUGUCCAGCACUCUCUGUUGACUUAGUUGAUAUUGCUAACUGGAAGAAUGUUGUGGCGUCGCUUUACAACAACAUGUCUUCGUGGUUCUAUGAUCCUUCCCAAUUUACCACAAAAUUCAUGAAGAACGACAUUUUAAGCCUGUCAAUUUCGUUCUCAGACUAUGACUUGAUUACCGUUUUGUUCACUACCAAUGAAUUGUUUACUGAAAAGCGGAAAGAGACUAUCGGCUUUUUGAGUCGCCUCCUGGCACAAUGUAAGCCUGGUUCUUUGCUUUUGAUGGCGGAGCUGGCAGGUUCUUACUCCCAUAUUGAGGUCGGGUCAAAGAAAUUCCCUGUGCAAAUGUUAAUCGACAUGGUUCUACUUGGGAAGAAGGGCGAAGACAAUGGAGCAUGGGAGGUAGUUGAUCAAAGCGAAUCUUGCUGGUAUCGUGUUCGUGGAGAGUUGAACUACCCGAUGAAACUUGAAAACAUGCGGUUCUUUUAUCGAUUAUACAAGCAUAAGUAA